UGUGUGUGUGUGUGUGUGUUUGGACAGAGCUCUUAUUCAGACUCUUGAGCUCAAGCUUACAGUUGUAGCCAGAUAUUAAAACAUCCAGAUUGCUAUAUACUGUAAAUCCAUUGGAGCAUUAAAUCUGCGGCCGUGUGCUGUUCAGAAGAGUCACUUUUUUGUGUGUGUGUUGAUCUUGUGGAGUAGAGGGAGUUUCAUCGGCUAUUUCGGGACCAGCUCUCUGAUUUGAUGGUGAGAGAUGUAUGAGCCGCUGCGGUCUGCGUGCUUCCCAUACCGCAGUGUUCGGGGCUGAGAUCAACACUGCUCUUACUGCCUGGAUUUUACACUACAAUGUGCUCUUGACAUGCCAUUUUGAGAGGGGGUCAUAGCUCAAGCAAGACACAUUUGACUGGUGGGCCUCUGGCCAUGAUGGCCCCACGUAAGCGAGGAGGUCGGGGCCUGUCAUUCCUCUGCUGCUGUCUAAAAGGGAGCAAUCAUCCCGAAAUCACCUACAGUCUCCGUCAUGGCAGCAACUUUACACUGCAGGCCAUGGAGCCCACCCUGCCAAUGCCCCCCACUGAGGAGCUGGAUCUUAUGUUCACUGAACUGGUGGAUGAGCUGGAUCUCACAGAGAAACAUAGAGCAGCCAUGUUUGCCCUGCCUGCCGAGAAGAAAUGGCAAAUCUACUGUAGCAAGAAAAAGGAACAGGAAGAGAAUAAAGGGGCGACCAGCUGGCCUGAAUUCUACAUCGAUCAGAUCAAUUCUAUGGCUGCUAGGAAGUCUCUGCUAGCUCUGGAGAAGGAGGAUGAGGAGGAGAGGAAUAAGACCAUAGAGAGCCUGAAAACAGCUCUCCGCACACAGCCCAUGAGGUUCGUGACGCGCUUCAUAGACCAGGAUGGCCUGACUUGCAUCUUGAACUUUCUGAAAACGAUGGACUAUGAGACGACUGAAUCUCAGAUCCACACGUCACUUAUCGGCUGCAUUAAAGCCCUGAUGAACAACUCUCAGGGCCGAGCGCACGUGCUCUCGCAUUCAGAAAGCAUUAACAUCAUCGCUCAAAGCCUGGCCACUGAGAACAUCAAGACUAAAGUGGCCGUUCUGGAGAUCAUGGGUGCUGUUUGUUUGGUUCCUGGAGGACACAAGAAAAUCCUGGAAGCCAUGCUGCAUUAUCAGAAAUUCGCCUGCGAGCGGACGCGCUUUCAGACUCUUCUGAAUGACUUGGACAGGAGUACGGGCCGCUACAGAGAUGAGGUGAACCUCAAGACGGCCAUCAUGUCCUUCAUCAACGCCGUCCUCAGUCAAGGAGCAGGGGAGACCAGUUUGGAGUUCAGAAUUCAUCUGCGGUAUGAGUUUCUAAUGCUGGGCAUCCAACCAGUGAUUGAUAAAUUACGGUCCCAUGAAAACUCCACGUUAGAUCGGCAUUUGGACUUCUUUGAGAUGCUGCGAAAUGAAGAUGAAUUAGCCCUCGCUAAGCGGUUUGAAAAUGUUCAUGUAGAUACUAAAAGUGCCACUCAGAUGUUUGAGCUCAUCCGGAAGAGGAUAAACCACACAGACGCCUUCCCGCACUUUAUAUCCGUCUUACAGCACUGUCUUCAUAUGCCUUACAAGAAAACUGGGAACACUGUGCAGUACUGGGUCCUCCUAGAUCGAAUCGUCCAGCAGAUCAUCCUGCAGAACGACAAAGGGCUCGACCCAGAUGUGGCACCGCUGGAGAACUUUGAUGUCAAAAACGUGGUGCGAAUGCUGGUCAAUGAGAAUGAGGUGAAACAAUGGAAAGAACAAGCAGAGAAAAUGAGGAAAGAACAUAAUGAACUUCAGCAGAAGCUGGAAAAGAAAGAAAGGGAGUGUGAUGCUAAAGCCCAAGAGAAGGAAGAAAUGAUGCAAACGCUCAAUAAGAUGAAAGAGAAGCUGGAGAAGGAAAGCAGUGAACAUAAGCUUGUUAAGCAGCAAGUGGCUGACCUUUCUGCCCGGCUACAUGAGAUGAGUAAUAGGACAAAUAUCCCUGGGGGCCCUCCCCUCGCCCCUCUGGGUCCUGGUCUUCCUCCUCCUCCUCCACCUCCGGGUCAGGCUGGUCUUCCUCCUCCUCCACCUCCUCCAGGAGGAGCACCACCACCACCUCCGCCUCCCCCCGGUGGACCUCCUCCUCCUCCAGGCCUGCUUGGCUUCGGUGCUCCUCCUCCUCCUGGAGGCCUCCUGGGCUCCACACUGAAGAAGAAGAACAUCCCGCAACCAUCCAACCCGCUCAAGUCUUUCAACUGGACCAAACUCAGUGAAAAUAAGCUGGAAGGGACAGUGUGGCUUGAUCUGGAUGACGUCAAAGUCUUCAAACAAUUAGAUCUGGAGGAUAUUGAGAAAACUUUCUCUGCUUACCAGAGACAGCAGAAAGAGUCCGAGGACGACACUGUCACUUCUAAAAAGGUCAAAGAACUGUCUGUCAUCGAUGGACGACGUGCGCAAAACUGCAACAUCCUUCUCUCCAAGUUGAAACUGUCCAACGAGGAGAUCAAGAGAGCCAUGCUGACCAUGGAUGAGCAGGAGGAUCUGCCCAAAGACAUGCUGGAGCAGCUGUUGAAGUUUGUGCCAGAAAAAAGUGACGUGGACCUUCUGGAGGAGCACAAACAUGAGCUGGAGCGAAUGGCGAAGGCAGACCGCUUCCUCUACGAGAUGAGCAGAAUCAAUCACUACCAGCAAAGACUGCAGUCUCUUUACUUCAAAAAGAAGUUUGCAGAAAGAAUAGCAGAAAUCAAGCCCAAAGUGGAAGCUCUCAGUAAAGCAUCUAAAGAGGUUCUUCAGAGCAAGAAUCUCCGUCAGCUUCUGGAGAUUGUCCUGGCCUUCGGAAACUACAUGAACAAAGGCCAGAGAGGCAAUGCUUUCGGCUUCAAAGUGUCCUCUCUCAACAAGAUCGCUGACACCAAAUCCAGCAUCGACAAGAACGUCACUCUUCUGCAUUACCUGAUUACCGUUCUUGAGCAGAAAUACCCCAAAGUCAGCCUGAUUCAUGAGGAUCUGCAGAACGUUCCAGUAGCAGCCAAAGUCAACAUGACCGAACUGGAGAAAGACAUUAACAAUCUGCGCUCUGGCUUGAAAAGCGUGGAGACGGAGCUGGAGUACCAGAGGACUCAACCUCAGACCUAUGGAGACAAGUUUGUGUCUGUGGUGAGUCAGUUCAUCACUGUGGCCGGAUUCAGUUUCUCUGACAUCGAGGACUCUCUUCAGGAUGCUAAAGAUUCGUUUGGGAAGGCCGUGCAGCACUUUGGUGAGGACGCCACACGCAUGCAGCCUGAUGAGUUCUUCGGCAUCUUUGAUCAGUUCCUGCAGGGCUUCAGUGAAGCUAAACAAGACAAUGAGAACAUGAGACGACGGAAGGAGGAGGAGGAGCGCAGGGCCCGCAUGGAGGCACAGCUCAAGGAGCAGCGCGAGAGGGAAAGAAAAUCCCGGAAGGCUAAAGAAAACUGCGAGGAGGACGGAGAGUUCGACGACCUGGUGUCUGCACUGCGAUCUGGUGAGGUGUUUGACAAAGAUCUGUCAAAGAUGAAGCACAACCGCAAACGUCCCGUCAAAUCGAGCGCAGAAAGCAGCAGAGAAAGACCUAUCACCAAACUCAACUUCUGAGGUAAAACAAACAACGAAUGAGUGCUGCCCUCUGCUGGUGGAGAGAGACAUUACACCAUCUAGACUGCCAAAACACCUCCCGACAAUUCAUAAAGGCUUUUCUAAACGUCUAAAUCACUUGACGGUGUUUGUGUUGAGGAUGACAGGAAUUUGCACAGCGCACCUAGAAAACCACGGUUCUACUCGUGAAAAGAAUAAGCGGAAAGGGCUACGUGCUUUAUAAAGCAUCACUAAAAACUGGUGCUGACACUCUGCCUGACAACCAUAAACUCUUUAUUUCUCUUCGCUCAGAUAGUACGUUCUGUUUUGCUGAAGUAUUGUUGGUGUACAGUGUGUGCUAUCAAGAAACAGGACGUAAAUUGUCAAUUUAUGAAACCAGUGAUACUAUUAUUGGGCGAUUUGUAAUGAGUAUUUCCUAUUGUUACACUUGUAACUCGAGCACAAGCGAUUGUUGAUAAACUGUCCAUUCUGGACAUGUUCAAGCACAAUGCACAACUUUAAAUCUAGAAAACAACCUUUUGUACGAAUGAUAUUCAAAGUAAAACAUUUAUUAUAAAUCUACACAAAUGCCAUAUAUUAAAUAUACUGACAGGAAUUAUAGUGGGGGAAGAAAAAUACGCUGAGGUCAAACUUUGAUUGCAAAUACAUGUUAGAGGAUGACAGAACAAUGCAAUAUUCUUUCGUUGCGGUUACCAAAAAGAAGACUCAUUAAAAACAGCUGCGGAUGUACAAGCUGCAUCUCAAGCAAACCAAACUGUCUGCCGUGCAUGUAUAUUCUUGUAAUUUCUUUUGUGUUGAAGGUUGUAUAUAUGUACAUAUACCCAUUGUUAACUUUUCUGACCAAGGCUUUUUUCUUAGUCCUUGACACUUCAGUUUUUUUGUGCUAAUAUUUUUCCCUGUUGAUCAGAUGCCAUUAAAUCUUUUUUCACUAAUAGCUCUUUGUAAUGUUGUAGUACUUUGUAACGGUUUCCUUUGUCGGCGGGAGUGUUUUGUUUUCUUUAUUUAAGAAUUCAUUUGGAUGUAAGAUGAGUAAUCAAUAAAUAACCCUGAGGGUCACUGCA
Messenger RNA from Danio aesculapii, 4652 nucleotides. RefSeq names its product dishevelled associated activator of morphogenesis 1a (gene daam1a). Gene Ontology annotation, biological process: actin cytoskeleton organization. Gene Ontology annotation, cellular component: stress fiber. NCBI's taxonomy places the organism in Eukaryota, Metazoa, Chordata, Actinopteri, Cypriniformes, Danionidae. The coding region runs from base 406 to 3591 and encodes 1061 amino acids. The record is from RefSeq and is a predicted model, not a curated record. Gene Ontology annotation, molecular function: small GTPase binding; actin binding. The transcript is spliced from 25 exons.